Patella vulgata (common limpet) is the source of this 1521-nucleotide messenger RNA. RefSeq names its product E3 SUMO-protein ligase ZBED1-like. The record is from RefSeq and is a predicted model, not a curated record. NCBI's taxonomy places the organism in Eukaryota, Metazoa, Mollusca, Gastropoda, Patellidae. The transcript has a single exon. The annotation marks the transcript as partial. Gene Ontology annotation, molecular function: protein dimerization activity.
GUAGAAAAUGAAGGCUUUAGAAAAUUAAUAUACGAAUUGGAGCCAAGAUACAAGAUUCCGUCAAGAAGUUACUUCUCAGAAACUCUUAUUCCAAACUUGUAUACAAAAUCAAAAAGUUUUGUUUUAGACAAGGUUAAAAAAGCUGCCCAUGUUGGUUUAACAACAGACUCAUGGACCAGUCGCUCAACAGAAUCCUAUGUUACAAUCACAUCAACUUUUAUUACAGAAGACUGGGAACGUGCUAACUAUGUUCUACAGACGAGAAAACUUUGUGAAAGUCAUACAGGUGAAAACUUGGCUAUUGUAUUGAGUGACGCUAUUAAGGAAUGGAACAUAUCAGAUCAACCAAGCCUAGUCACAGAUAAUGCACGAAAUAUGGGGACGAUGGCAGCACAAGGCAAUUAUAAAGUUCAUUUUGGCUGUUUCGCUCAUACAGUUAACUUGGCAGCUCAGAAGGCAUUAUUAGUUGAAAGAGUUUCCUGUCUACUUGCAAAGAUUCGGCGAAUUGUUGCUUAUUUCCAUCGAAGCACAACAGCAUGUGCAGUUCUUAAAGAGAAGUUGAAAACACAACACCUGCCAGAUCAGAAACUCAUAAUUGAUGUUUGUACAAGAUGGAAUAGUUCUGCAGAUAUGAUUGAAAGAUUCCUAGAAUUACAGGCUGGAGUAUACGGCGCCUUAACAUCAAAGGACUUAAGGGGUAAAGAGAGGGAUUUGUCAAACCUGAUCGAUGCUGAUAUAUCAUUAGCAGAAGAUAUUUUAAUCUGCUUGAAACCAAUGAAAACUGUCCCUACAGUCAUGUGUUCAGAGAAACAUCCAACGGCUUCUAUGAUCUUGCCUAUCUAUUUUGAAUUAUUAUCAUUAAUGUCUUAUAAAGAUGACGAUAAUGCAUGUAUUUGUGAACUUAAAUCUGCUGUUACCACUGAUUUGAGCAAGCGCUAUCAGGAUCCGGAAGUUAGGAUGUUUUUACAAAAAGCUUCACUUCUGGACCCAAGGUUUAAAUCUAUUCCAUUCCUGAAGGAUGAUGAAAAACUGGAACUUUAUACCCAAGUUACAGUUGAGGCUUCUAAUAAUGUUGUUGUCCAAAAUUCAUCACAAAUUAGCAGAAGUAAAGAAUUGGUUUUGGUAGAUAAUGAUUCUGUCAAUAGUCCUGAGACAGCCACCCAACCAAAGAGAUCCAAGACUGAAUCUGGAAUAAUAUCCAUUUUAGGUGAUACAUACAACACCUUAGCUCCACCCCACUCUCCAAUGUCUGUCAUUGAAAUUGUGGAACAAGAAAUGGCCAAGUAUAGAGAAGAAAUAGGGAUAUCUUUAACGACAAAUCCACUUACUUGGUGGUCGGCCCAAAGAAAUAAAUAUCCGUAUUUAUCUAAAUUGGCUAAAGUUUAUCUUUGUGUCCCAGGAACUUCAGUCCCAUCAGAAAGGGUAUUUAGUACAGCAGGGGACAUUGUUUCUUCUCAAAGAUCUUGUUUGAAACCAAGUUGUGUUGAUAUGUUAAUAUUCCUUAAGAAGAAUGUGCAUUAA